GUAAACCAGCAGGUUAUGGAGGCAGUAGGCGUUCCUCUUCUACUAGGGGAAUAGUGGAUGAAUGCUGUUUCCAGAGCUGUGACCUGAUACGGCUGGAGAUGUACUGUGCUCCUGUCAAGCCGCCUAAAUCUGCACGAUCUCUACGUGCUCAGCGACACACUGAUAUGCCUAAAGCACAAAAGGAAGUGCACUUGAAGAACACAAGUAGAGGAAACACAGGAAACAAGAACUACAGAAUCCCAAACCCCAAAGCGCUCCACCGACACAAGCCACAUUGAGGACCAGAGCCUUAAGCAAGGAACUUGCCUGCGUCAAACUAACCCAGGGGCAAGUUUCCUGACAAUAGAGAGUCAACUUUUACUUUGAGGUAUGACAGAAUGACUCUUGACACAUUUCUCACGAAUUCAAUUGCAUCCCAAGAAGAAUAUCAAAACUACCAGCUGGUGUCUUACGGCAUUUUUUUUUAAAAUUAGUAUUGCUACCUAAAAGAAAGAUUCUUCAAUGCAAGAUUUGUAUUUCUUUUAUUUUUGAAAAAAGCAGAAUGUUAUGGGGUAUGUUUUACAUACUUUGGAGAAAGUUCGAAGUGAGGCAUUUUUAAUGCAUCCCAAGAGGUUUCGGUAACAAAACUUGAUGCAUAUUUGCAAUGUCAAUUGCCUCUAACCACUUGCAUAAGUUCUGCAUAAUCUUCUCUGCAAGCUAACAUGACUGAGGAUGGGCUAACACCUACAUGGGUGACCUCUUACAAAUCUAGCAUAUAUCAUAAGUAGCCCUCCGAUUUAUGAACAUUCUUAUUUUUUUAACUGCCAAGGUGCUAAAUGUUGAGAUUAAUGUUGAUGUAUUUCCCUUGUGAUCAUAUAUUUCCCUUGUGGUCAAGGAGAGAAGCAACCUAGAAGUAAGGAGAAAUUUCCUGACAGGGAGGACAAUAAAGCAGUGGAACAA
This is a messenger RNA of Thamnophis sirtalis, 939 nucleotides long. NCBI's taxonomy places the organism in Eukaryota, Metazoa, Chordata, Lepidosauria, Squamata, Natricidae. The record is from RefSeq and is a predicted model, not a curated record.